Molecule: messenger RNA, 243 nt
Organism: Alternaria burnsii
Lineage: Eukaryota; Fungi; Ascomycota; Dothideomycetes; Pleosporales; Pleosporaceae
Exons: 2
Coding region: 1-243 (80 amino acids)
Source: RefSeq, a predicted model, not a curated record
AUGCCUCUCGUAGUCCCCGGUCUGCAGUCAAAGGACGGAAACUCUGGUGAUGACUGGAUGAGCAAGCUCAUGGGCAAGAAGCUUGGUGACCAGCAUGAUGAGAUGACCUUCGCGAAGACCGAUCUUCCCCAACAACACCGCGUUCUCAAGCCCGACUCGAUGCAAACCAUGGACUUCCAGCCCGAGAGGUUGAAUGUCCAUGUUGAUGAAGAUGGCACCGUCAAGAAGGUUACUAAGGGUUAG